CGAAGAAGCAAGUCUUUAUUUUGAGUUUUGAUAGGUGAGUCAUUCAUUCUCCGUUUUCCGAUUCCUGUGGUGUGUAUCAACCUUCUGGAAUCUUCCACCUUUUACAAUACAUGCUUUCGUUCCCUACAAUGUGUAACGCUGCUAUUGUGGGAUAAUCACUCGGCCUCCAUUUUCUUUCUUUCUUUAUUGUUCUUUAUGAAGCUGCCUACACAUUGAUUUUAUUCGCGCAUCAAAUAGCGUUCGCAUCUUCAUUUGUUUCUCGUUAGCAUGUAAUUGGUGACAAUCUCAUCCCAUGUUUGAAGGUGAGAACAAAUUCUCAGGGGGAUGGCCACUUCUUCGGUUGUGGAUGAAUUUGAUGAAUCCAUGAAGAAACAGAUAUCAUCCCUUUUGCGGGUUAUGAGUUUAGUUAAAUCCUUCAAAGAGGAUAACACGCCUUGCAAAAUUGACGAGGGUUUGUUUUUAGGUUCCAUUGGCACUGCAGCUAACAAGAAUGCAUUGAAAAGCUUGAAUGUUACUCACAUUCUGACUGUUGCUGGUAAACUGCCACCUACAAAUCCUGGGGAUUUUGUCUAUAAAGUAAUCAACGUUGCUGACAGAGAUGACGUUGACUUGAAACAAUACUUCAAUCAGUGCUUUGAUUUUAUUGAGGAUGCCAAAAUGCAUGGUGGAGGUGUUUUGGUUCACUGUUUUGCAGGAAAAUCAAGGAGUGUGACUGUGGUUGUUGCGUAUCUGAUGAAGACUCGUGGAAUGAGCUUAUCAGAAGCUCUGCAGCAUGUAAAGAGUAGACGACCACUGGCAUCUCCAAAUCCUGGAUUCAUCCGUCAGCUGGAAGACUUUGAAAAAUCGCUUCAAGUUACAAAUUGAAAGUGGAUAGAAUGGACAUCGCAUUGGUUGGAUCUCAUUUGUUUUGGGAAGACAUUGAAGUGUCCUGAACUUGAUGAUGUGAUAUCUCAAGAUAGAGUAGAGAAGAUGUUUACUGUAAAUAGCAAUCACAUGAACACAAGGCCGGGUCUAGAAAAGAGAAGUGAUUCACUCUAAAUUGCUGGAACUACAACUUCAUAUUCAUAUUUCUAUUCAGGUAUGCAAGUCCCAUUUGAGAAGAUGGAUUCUGGUUACGUUCAUCAGCCUAUUCAUUUUCCAUGAAAUCUUAGAAUACAGUCUACUUUUUGCUCUUUCCAUCCGAUUGCUUUGAGCUUACAGAAGAGAAUAAUACAAGUUUUCUCACUAUUUCUGGUUUAUAUUCACAAGACGCGUCUUUAGAUUUCUGUGUCUUACAUUUAAAGUACAAAAUCAGUCUCCAUUUAAAUUUAAAACAAAACACACCCAAAACAGAAAUAACAAACCUAUUUCAAAACGAAAUCAAAAUUAAAAUAACAAACUCAAAUUAAAAAUCAAAUUACAUAAAAAAAAACCUUUUUUUCUUUCACAUAUGUACCCCUGCCUCCUAUUAUCUUUCUUGUUUCACUAUUCCGUUACUUCCCCCACAAUGAUUGAUCCCCUUAGAGACUGGAAAUGUGAUGGAGUAGUGAAACAAUAAAAAAAGUAAUGGGGGCAG
Arachis ipaensis is the source of this 1555-nucleotide messenger RNA. The record is from RefSeq and is a predicted model, not a curated record. NCBI's taxonomy places the organism in Eukaryota, Viridiplantae, Streptophyta, Magnoliopsida, Fabales, Fabaceae.